Messenger RNA from Venustampulla echinocandica, 417 nucleotides. RefSeq names its product NADH dehydrogenase [ubiquinone] 1 alpha subcomplex subunit. Gene Ontology annotation, biological process: response to oxidative stress; mitochondrial respiratory chain complex I assembly. The record is from RefSeq and is a predicted model, not a curated record. NCBI's taxonomy places the organism in Eukaryota, Fungi, Ascomycota, Leotiomycetes, Helotiales, Pleuroascaceae. The coding region runs from base 1 to 417 and encodes 138 amino acids. Gene Ontology annotation, cellular component: membrane. The transcript has 7 exons.
AUGUCUACACUUACGAGGUCGUGGCGCCACCUGCGCAAAGCUGGUAUCAGGGAUGCCCUCCAUCAAAUGCAGCACCAAGGUGAUACCAAAGCCGGUAUCUUAGUCGGCAAGGACCGCUGGGGUAACAAAUUCUUCGAGAACGUCGACGAACUGCCAUUACGGACAAGAUGGGUUGAUUACAGAGAUUACGAAUCCGAUGCCUCACAAAUCGACCCUGGAUGGCAUGCGUGGAUUUCAUACAUGGUUGACAAGCCACCGGCUGAGGAUCCUAUCAUGAGAACUCAGAUUAGGACUUGGGAGGAAUCCAAUAAGCAGCAUGUGCCGAAUAUGACUGCCACAAGGUCUGCGUACAAACCAUAUUCUACUACGAAAUCAAAGAGCAGCGUGUGGAUCCCAGAGCCUGCUGCUAGGCGGUAG